ACAGAUACAUCAGCAAUAACGGAGGCGCACAGAGCGAGGAGUGGAUGCUCCGCCUCCGAGCUUUAUAACCCCGGAGCCACACCGCUCCAGUCUGUCUUUGUGACACUGAGACUCUGCUGAGACUGAGGUAAGAACACAUUUGGCAUCCUUUCUCCUCACAGCUGCUCGCUUUAGCCUCCAGUUUGUUUCUAUUUUUCUAUAAUUUAGGGUUUUCUGUACCUUUGGUUUAUUUUUAAGUCCCCUCAUGUCUUAUUUUGUUUCUUAUUUCUUUCUUUGUUUUCCACUGUUUCUGUUUUAUGUCGACUUAAGUGAUGUUGACUCUUUAAUUGCUUAUUUAAUGGAGUUGUGAACAGUAUGGGCACACUUUUAUAAUUUAUGAUGUUUAUAAAUUCAGAGAAAUGUUUGAGUGUGAAUGUUUAAUUCGUGUGAAAAUUCAGUUUCAUCGCCCACAUGAAUACACACACACCAGCUUGUUCACAUACACGUUUAAUGCUUUAUCCUUUGUCGGUGUUUGCUUAUGAAUAAUGGAUUUUUGUGAAUGUGUGUGUGCAUGUGUGCAUUUGUGUGUGUGUGUCUGUGUGUGCACGUGUGUUAUGUGAUCUGUUAGAAAGAAAGCCCAGAGGACCUGACAGAUGACGACUGGCUGUAUGAGGUCGACCCUGGAGCCUGAACAUCGACUGAUGACACAGGAAAGCAGACCCUGUAAAGAUGGAGCUCUUGAUUUUCAAUGUGAUAGUGAAAAAUAAAACUCAAUAUCUUGUAUAAAUAACCACCAUUUAAGUUACUUUUUAAAGCGAAUUGAUUACGAAUAAAAAAAACAUAGUAAACAUAGCUAUGGUUAAUCAGAAUUUACGUUUUACAUGUAUAGUGAAGGAUGCACGUUUGUCUCCUGUGUGACAGAUGGGGUUUCAGAGAGCCUGGUGGACAUGAAGUCAGAAAUGAGGAAUGAUGAGAAGGAGGAGGCGCUCUGCACAGAGAAUCAGGGGGAAGACCUGCUGAAGAAACCUCGCAGAAAAGACACGCCUGUCCUCAACUCUCCACCACAUAUACCAGGUUAAUGCUCACACAGACACUCACAACAAACACAAACAUCAGUGCUUGUUUUGGUUAGCAAUCGGAGUAAAAAAAAUCUGGUCUAGACUGUACUCUGUUUACAACGACACAAAGUAAAGAUGGAGUAAGGUUCAACCACAAGAUUUAGCAUUUUGCAGCAUUUAGCAAGUUAUAAUGAAGAGGACAAACUUCCUUUAACAGGCAGAAACCUUGAGCAGAACCAGACUGGUGUAAAACUGUCAUCUGCUGCUGCUGCUGGAUUGAGUUUAAAGAGGGGGUAGAGGGAGAUGCAGAGAGAGGGGGUGGUUAGAGCAGCUGCAGAGGAAACUUCAGCACGAUAGAGCUCAGAGACUCUUAGAAAAGACUGUGUUCAUGGAUCUAAUGGGACAUGAAGGUUCAAAUUUAAUGACACUGACAGAAAGGUGAUAAGUGUGAUUUACAUCAUUCUGUAGCAUUUCACCCUUACAACAAAUAUGACAGUGUAGUGGCUGCAUAACUUUCAGGUGACAGUCUUUGUUUUUCUUUCCAGGAGCACGAGUACAAAAGGCAAGGAUGCCGAUGGUUCACUCAGAGGAUGAGGAAAAGGAUGCGAAGGAUUAAAGCCUUUAUUUCAUUUAUUUUGUCCAAAAUAAAUCUUAUUUCCAUUAAGGACUCUUGAAUCAGCCUUUUUGAUUUAACAAAGCUUCGUUUACUUGUCAAAUAUCACAAAAAACCAAAAGAUUUUUGAAAAGGGUUUUUUAAUAAAUUACUGCGGACAAACAUGUCAAUAAGUGGACAAAAGCUGAAAUGUUUUAACUCAAGAGGACUCCUUCGAGGCAUUUUGUGUCUCAAUUCAAUUUAAUUCAGCACAAAUUAAUUUAACAAGUUUAAUAACAGGGCAUCAUUUAAUUUAACACAGAGAAAAGGUCCCUUCUCCUUGAUUUACACCGUAUUCAACAGUCUUCGACAAAGAUAAAAACUGGUUAUAAAAAAUGAGCGUCUACAAAGUGUUUUAAGUGAUUUGAGGUUUAAGGCUUUUAGGAGGACCUCUGCUGGUAUUUUUAAGUAGUUGCAUUUUAUUCGGUUAAAAAAAAAAAAGAAACCGGCAGGAGUCAGUAGGAGUCCACGUACAAGAAGGGGAAAUACGUGUUCAUAAGAGACUUGUUCAACAUGAUUAAGUGCAUAAAAGCUGAAUUCAGUUCCUGAAGUUCAUAAGUUUUGAUCUUAACAGCAUGUCCUCUUUGAUAACUGAAUUAUAGUACAACUCUACAGACAGUAAAUAAAAAUAAAAAAAACUACUCUUGGUACACAACAGUAUACCUGAAUACCUCUUCAGUGUAUUACUGGGAUUGUUUUUACUGCU
Messenger RNA from Xyrichtys novacula (pearly razorfish), 2395 nucleotides. The record is from the annotation of a GenBank genome assembly. NCBI's taxonomy places the organism in Eukaryota, Metazoa, Chordata, Actinopteri, Labriformes, Labridae.